UACGUCCUUGCAGAACACAACUAACUAGCUCACACACUAGCAGCUAGCUACACUGACAGACGACAUUCUCAGGUAUUUUUAGAGAAGGGGGCAAACCAUGGCGGCUUCUCGUACCUUGGCUGCACUCUUUGCCGUGGCAGUGCUCGUGCUUUGCUCUCGUGUUCUGGCCACCGAUCCGACCCAGCUCCAGGACUUCUGCGUCGCCGAUAUGCACAGCCCUGUGCUGGUGAACGGGUUCGUGUGCAAGGACGCGAUGAUGGUGAGCGCCAACGACUUCUUCAUGCCGGGGCUGAACGUGCCGGCCCCGCUGAACGCGCAGGGGUCCGCCGUGAAGGCAGUGACAGUGCUGGAGCUGCCGGGGCUCAACACGCUGGGGAUCUCCCUCGUCCGGAUCGACUACAAGCCGGGGGGCCAGAACGCGCCCCACAUUCACCCCAGGGGCACCGAGGUCCUGACAGUGAUCAAGGGGCAGCUCCUGGUGGGCUUCGUCACCACCAACGCCCCGCUCAAGAACAAGCUCUUCCAGAAGCAGCUUGUCGAGGGCGACGUCUUCGUGUUCCCCCAGGGGCUCAUCCACUUCCAGCUCAACAACGGGGCCGUCCCGGCGGUCGCCUUCGCCGGCCUCAGCAGCCAGAAUUUUGGUGUCACUACUAUUGCUGACGCCGUGUUUGGGGCUAACCCGCCGAUCACUGUGGAUAUCCUGGCAAAGGCGUUCAUGAUCGAUGCUGAGCAGGUUGAGUGGAUCCAGACUAAGUUCGCCACGCCGCCCGCUGCUGGAGGUGGUGGUGGCGGAUACAUGCCCGGGAACAUGACCGGCGGCGGCGAUGGCGGCGGUUACCCCGGCAUGCGCAAGAAGCGCAGCCCUUGAUUGGUUAUGGCCGGCCGGCUGUACACUGAUCUCUAAGAUAAGAUGGAUUAUCCAUUUGCUCGAUGGUAAACAAAUACACAUCGAAUAGUCAGUAAUGCUGCAGGUUAUAUAUGCUGUAGUACGUUCUAGCGUGCUGCUGUGUUAGUUUGGUUUGCGUGGUGUAGUAAGUUACUGCCAAGUCGUGCAAUAGCACGGCCGUGUCGAAUAAAACAGUGGCUAAAUGCUGCUUCCAUAUGGAAUAAAAUAAUUUGUUUCAGAAAA
This is a messenger RNA of Brachypodium distachyon (stiff brome), 1129 nucleotides long. RefSeq names its product germin-like protein 4-1. The transcript is spliced from 2 exons. Gene Ontology annotation, cellular component: cell wall. The coding region runs from base 98 to 868 and encodes 256 amino acids. NCBI's taxonomy places the organism in Eukaryota, Viridiplantae, Streptophyta, Magnoliopsida, Poales, Poaceae. The record is from RefSeq and is a predicted model, not a curated record. Gene Ontology annotation, molecular function: manganese ion binding.